UGUAUAAAAUACUGGGAAUUAAAAUUAAAAUUUUUGUGAUUCCAAGUCCAUUGAUUUUAGUGUCUUUUAAGUGCAGAGGACUGCAAUCUCUAUAAAUUUCGAUAACAACCGUUAGUGUUGAAAAUCACCGUUUUAAACAGUGCCUGAAAACUCCGGCUAAUUUACAAAUUGUACAUUGAAAUAUUAGUUUUUGUACCAUGUCUGCGCCGGCCACGGAGGAGGAAUCGGCGGAGAGUGCCGCGGAGCACGACUCCACCGAACUGAAGAGCUCGGAGGAGGUGGAGGCCUGCGAACGGAGGCAGUUGCUCCAGUACGUGGAAAAGCUACACGGAGUAAUCCGUAAAUGCGACAAAAAACUGGCGGCCUAUAAACAAAAGCUGAGAUUCUUUCUUACCCAAGAUGAGAAGAGUUUCCGCGACAAAGCCAUGCAGACCUCCGAAACGGACUUCCAGGAAAUCCGGAAUUCCAUCGAAAGAGAAGCAGAGGAGACCGGCGAGAUGAAGGAGCCAAAUGAAAAAGCCAGCGAAUUAUCGGCAACGGACGCCUUCAGCUUUGUGGACGAGAUGCGGCAGGCGGCCAGGCAUGCCGAAAACCUGAACAACUUCGUCUACGAGCCCACCUCGGGCAUGUACUACGAUCCCAAGACGGGCUACUACUAUAAUGCGGAGUACGGGUUGUACUACGACGGGAGUACCGGUUGCUAUUACAACUACGAUCAUGCCAAGGACUCGUACGAGUUCCACUCGCAGGCCCAAGUCCAGGCAAACGAACCGGCCAAGUCGGAAGCGGAGGACGAUCCCGUGGAGUUCGAUGAGCACGGAGGCGUCAUCACGGACCGCAACACACUCGAUAAAAUCAAGGCUGAAAAGCAGAAGGCCAAAGAGCAGGCCGAGAAGACCAAGCGCAAGGCUAAGCGAAAGAAGAAGGACAAGAAGCACAGCAAGAAGAAGCGCAAGAAGGAGCGCCGUCGCAAGUCCAAGAGGCGUCAUAAGGAUUCAGGCGAUGGGGAAUCGGAUGAAACGGAUGAGGAUGCCGAAGAGGGGGAGCUCUCCCAGAGCAGCUCUAGUUCCAAUUCCAGCGAGGACAGCGCUGGGACUAAUAGCGACACGGAGGACAGCAGUGUGCCGGUGUUCAAGGCCGCCGGCCGCUUUCAAGAUAUAGCCAAAAGGUAUCCGCCCUCUUUGCGCAUCAUUGUCCAGGAAUCAAGUAUGGAGGCCUUGAAGGUGGGCAGCCUGCAUCUAAUCACCUUUAAAGGUGGCACUUUGGGACGCGAGGGAGCCCACGAUGUCAUCAUACCCGACGUGAACGUGAGCAAGGCUCACUUGAAGUUCCACUACGAAAAUAAAUCGGGCAUCUACAAGUGUCAGGAUCUGGGUUCCCGCAACGGAACCAUUCUCAAUGGCUCCCCCAUGGCCAAAGAUGCCAUGGAUCUGGUCCAUGGCAGUGUCAUAACGCUGGGACAAACGAAACUCCUGUGCCAUGUGCACGAGGGCAACAGCACCUGCGGACUAUGUGAGCCAGGUCUGCUGAUAGAGACUCCAACGCCAGUGGUGGCCACAACCAUGGCGUCUACGGGCACAGUCCUAACGCACAAGGAGCAGCUAAAAAAGCUGCAAAGGAAAUAUGGACUGGAAAAUGAGAAAUUUGUAGAAUCCAGUGGCAAUGGUCAGUCGGCGCCCAACUACAAAGAUAGGGCUGCCACGAGGCGCGUCAAUGUGGGCAGCAGCACGGAUAAGGAAAAGACUGAGGUGGCCUGCGUCAACACGGAAAUUGGCAGCUCCAACAAGGGUUUCAAAAUGCUCAGCAAACUGGGCUGGCAAAAGGGCGAUACUUUGGGCAAGACCAAUGCCAGUGCGGGGCUCUUAGCACCGAUCAAUGUGGUGGCCAAUGAAGGCACUAGCGGCCUGGGAAAUACCGAUCCCGUUCCCACCGCCUCGAGGACAAUGGACAAGAGGAAAUUGGCCAACUUGAAAAUCACCCAGGCGCGUUAUCAGCGGGCCCAGGACAUCUUCGAUCAAUCCGACGAAAGCGAUUAA
Molecule: messenger RNA, 2036 nt
Organism: Drosophila kikkawai
Lineage: Eukaryota; Metazoa; Arthropoda; Insecta; Diptera; Drosophilidae
Product: angiogenic factor with G patch and FHA domains 1
Molecular function (GO): protein binding; nucleic acid binding
Source: RefSeq, a predicted model, not a curated record